Messenger RNA from Centropristis striata (black sea bass), 4157 nucleotides. It is a transcript of the gene nid1a, whose product is annotated as nidogen 1a. Bases 88 to 3690 code for a protein of 1200 amino acids. The transcript is spliced from 20 exons. Gene Ontology annotation, biological process: cell-matrix adhesion. Lineage: Eukaryota; Metazoa; Chordata; Actinopteri; Perciformes; Serranidae. The record is from RefSeq and is a predicted model, not a curated record. Gene Ontology annotation, molecular function: calcium ion binding.
UUUCUUUAGUGGAGCCUGUGCGUCACUCUCCACUAACCUGGCUCGGACAAACCGCAGGACUGCUCAACUGCUCCUGAAACACGAACAAUGGGUUGGCAGGGGCGCGGAUGGCUCGUCUGUGCGAGUUUUCUCGGGUUUGUGGCGUCGGUGCAGAGCAUAUCGCGGGGAGAGCUUUUUCCUUUCGGUCCGAGCGCGAGCGACCGGUUACUGGAAGCAGGGAAUGACCAGACGCACCGACUUCAACUGGACAAGCCAGUUUUGUUUUAUGAUGGCACUUUCGACAGCAUCUUUAUCAACACCAAUGGUUUUGUUGCCACAGCAGAGCCAACGAGCGAGUCGACGUAUCUUGGCAGUAUGCCCCCAAAAUUCGGCAUGCUUGCAGCUCUGCAAGGAGACCUGGACACGAGUGAUGGUGUGGGGAAGGUUUACUUCCGUCAAGACUCCAGUCCUGAUGUUCUAACUCGUGCAGCCGUUUACAUCAACAGGGCCUUCCCCGAGGAUGACGAAGUCAAUCCCACCCACGUUGUGGUGAUCACCUGGGCUGAUGUGGCCCCGCAUGCACCUCAGAGCAGAGGAGAUGGAAUUGAAAAGAAGAGAAACACCUUCCAGCUGGUUAUUGCGUCCCUUGAGACUGCAUCGUAUGUUGUUGUCCUGUAUGCAAGGGAUGGAAUACAGUUUUCCUCUACGUCCGUACAAGACAGUAAUGUGGUCUUGCAUGCUGGCUUCAGUAAGGGUUUCGUCCGAGGUUUCCUGCUUUCACGUCAGGGUCCAUACUACCGCACCACCACUGAUGAUGAGGCAUCCAUAAGAGCUUUAGCAGAGGAGACCAACUCAGGAGUGCGGGGUGUAUGGGUGUACGAGAUUGGAACAUCUCCCUAUUUUACCAAUGUAGCUCCAGGUGAGGUCACUGACCUUCCCACUGAGGCUACACCUACUCCUGGGGGCAAGGAGGAGGCCGCUGAUAUAAGAGAGUCUGUUUAUACAAUCGGACAGCAUGUGCUGUUCCCGUCUUAUGAGGCAGAAGGGCCGCAGAUCGUAGUCCAUCCAGUUCAAUACCAGCCACUUCAGCCUGACAACCCAGAAGUCUUGGUGGUGGACGACACAGAUAUAAAUGUAGAUGUGUUCUCCUACAACCUGGGGACUUGUGCAAACAACAGAAACAAGUGCUCCCAGUUUGCUGACUGCCAGGACCACUCCAGUGGAUACUGCUGCAACUGCAGACCUGGCUUCUAUGGCAAUGGGAUCCAGUGUGUGUCAGAGGGAAAGCCACAGAGGAUGAAUGGUAAAGUGCACGGAAAAGUGCAUGUCGGCAAUUCUCCUUCUCCACUGGAGUUCACCAGCAACGAUCUCCACUCAUACGUUGUGGUAAAUGAUGGCCGUUCUUACGUGGCCAUCAGUGACAUCCCUUACAACCUCGGACCCUCGCUGCAGCCGCUGUCAGCCCUUGGUGGGGUGAUUGGGUGGGCGUUUGCUCUGGAGCAACCAGGCUUCAAGAAUGGCUUCAGUAUUAUUGGGGGGGAGUUCACACGGCAGGCUGAGGUGACCUUUCUGCCAGGGAAUGAGAAGUUGACCAUCAGGCAGGAGUUCAAAGGCAUUGAUGAGCACGACCACCUGGUGGUGAGCACCACCAUGGAAGGCCGGGUCCCUGAGGUGCCUUCUGGAUCCACCGUGCAGAUCGACCCUUACUCUGAGAUCUACCAGUACAGCAACAAUUUGAUCACUUCGUCCUCCACUCGGGAAUACGUAGUGAGCCUGCCUGAUGGCUCUACUGACACCAGGACAUACCAGUGGCGUCAGACCAUCACCUUUCAGAGCUGCCAGCAUAGCGAGUCUUUGAGAGACAUGAAACCGACCCAGAUGCUCAGCGUGGACCAGGUCUUCGUCAUGUACGACGCUAGCAAUGAACUCAUCCGUUUCGCCAUGAGCAACAAGAUCGGGGAUGUCAAUGGAGGGCAGCCGCAGGAGAACCCAUGUUUCACUGGAAGACAUGGCUGUGACACCAACGCUGUGUGCAGACCUGGACAGGGAAUCCAGUUCACCUGUGAGUGUGCUGCUGGCUUCAUGGGUGACGGCCGCACAUGUUAUGACAUUGAUGAGUGCAGAGAGAAUCCUCAGUCCUGUGGCUCCCACGCCAUCUGCAACAACCAGCCCGGGACCUUCCGCUGUGAAUGUGAAGAUGGGUAUCAGUUUGCCGACGACGCGCGGACCUGCGUUGAGGUGAAUCGGCCCGUGGACGCUUGUGAAGAAGGCACUCAUACCUGUGACAUUCCUGAGCGCGCUCAGUGCAGCUACACUGGAGGCUCAUCCUACAUCUGCUCCUGCCUGCCAGGGUUUAUAGGAGACGGUAAAGUCUGUCAAGACAUAGAUGAGUGCCAGCCAGGUAGGUGCCAUCAGGACGCUGUGUGUUAUAACACCCAGGGAUCAUUUACCUGCCAGUGCAAGCCAGGUCACUAUGGCGACGGCGUCUACUGCUCUCCAGAGAGGACAAAAACACGAUGUGAGGCCCACAGAGACAAUCUCCUGGGUGUGACAGAGUUUGGUCCACGGGGCCCCCGACCCCCUGUUGGACAGUACAUCCCUUCAUGUGACGAGAACGGAGCCUAUGAACCCAUGCAGUGCCACGGCAGCACAGGGUACUGCUGGUGCGUGAACCGAAAUGGGCAGGAGAUCCCUGGGACUCGCGCUGGACCUGAUACCAGACCGAUGUGUAUUGACAAUGGUGGUGUGCCACCACCUGUUGGACCCACCACUAGACCAGAUGUCCACCCCCUGCCUCCAGGAACACACCUGCUGUUUGCCCAGAGUGGCAGGAUAGAGCACGUCCCAAUGGAAGGUCAUGAUAUGAAGAAGGAUGAUGCCAAGGCUCUCCUCCAUCUGCCUGAGAAGGUAAUCAUCGGAGUGGCCUAUGACUGUGUGGAGAAAAUGGUCUACUGGACUGAAAUCACAUCUCCCUCAAUCAGCAAGGCCAGCAUCCAGGGGGGAGAGCCCAUUGCUGUCAUUAGAUCAGAUCUGGACAGUCCAGAGGGUAUCGCCAUCGACCACCUGGGACGAACUAUGUUCUGGACGGACUCUGUGAAGGAUAACAUCGAAGUGGCCUCUUUGGACGGCUCUCAGCGUCGUGUCAUUAUCAACUCUGAUCUUGUCAACCCCCGUGCUAUUAUCACCGACCCUCCCAAUGGUAAUCUCUACUGGGCCGACUGGAACCGCGAUGCCCCCAAGAUUGAGACCUCUUACAUGGACGGAUCCAACAGACGGGUGCUGGUUAAAGACGACCUCGGCCUGCCAAACGGCUUGACUUUCGACUCUCAGAGCUCUCUGCUUUGUUGGGCAGAUGCAGGCACACAUAAAAUGGAAUGCAUGCAUCCUGGCCACGGUGACCGCAGAAAGAUUGUGGAGGGGCUUCAGUAUCCAUUUGGAAUGACGUCUUUCGGGAAGAACAUCUACUACACUGACUGGCGGAGGGAUGCCGUGGUUGUCAUCGACCGCUACGCUAACAAGGAGUCAGACACGUUCCAGCCUCAGAAGCGGACCAAGAUAUACGGGAUCACCAUAGCCUAUUCCCAGUGUCCAUCAGGACAAAACUACUGUGCUGUGAACAACGGGGGCUGUACUCACCUCUGUUUAGCGACCCCUACCGGCCGCUCCUGCAAAUGUCCCGACAACGCAGUGGGUGUGGGCUGUGUGGAGUGAGACGGCGGGUACUGAAAAGAGGCAGCUGUGCUCUGAGUGUUGACACUGUUUGGAUGUUUGACCGCAAAUUAGGAGCCACUCAGCAUUACUAAACUAUAGCUGCUGAAAAAAAAUGCCACUGAAAACCAGAGGUGAACUUACUGUGCCUUUUAUUGCUCAGUGUUAUGCUUAUCUAAAUUUAUACAUUUAUAAAAAUCACAAAUGCCAUUGAGAAUUGUAAAUAUAAACACUAUUAUUUUGUCUUUUCCUGAGUGCACAUAAACUGAGAAUAAAGCUCAAGGGAUACAUAAUUUAAUGUGAAACUUCAUCACAGCAAUGCAUGACAUCAACUCGUGUGUUGCACUGUGGCACGUUUGGAUUAUCUUAUCUCGUGGAAGUAUUAUUGUGGAAUAGGACUAGUGUCUGUACAAGCUGGUGGGAUGAGUUUACAUGCUGGGCAGCAAAAGAAUAAACAUUUUUCUAACAUG